UUAUGAUGGAACGACUCUUUCUUCCUAAUGAUCAAACAACAGUUUUUGGACGGAUCCAAGAAGAGUUCUUGCUAUGUGACUUUCUGUUGGAAUAUUUGAAGACUGCUAAUUGAAGCAAGUGAUGGAUCCUACACUCCAGCAGCACUCCCUCCCACAAUUCAAAUCUUUUCCCCAAGAGACUCCAAUCAAGCCUUCUCAUGUCUCUAACCUGCUUCCUCAUCCCCAACCGAGGAGAAUAUUGCCUCUCCAAACACCUGAGGAGAGCUGCAUUACCAAGUUAGGCCCAAACUGGAGUCCACCAGGAAUAGCAUAUCCAUCAGCGCUUGUUCCAAAUAGCUCCACAAACACUGUUUCCCCUGUGAAUUCUUGGAGAAAAGACAGACUUGGACCUGUAAGUCACAUCGAUCCAUCUUAUGGCAAUGUUCUGGGAAGCCCGGUUAGCAGUGUCACUGCAGUGAGGGAAAAUCUAAGUCCUCUGCAAAACACAAUCCCAUCAAGGCCCGGAUGCUUCAGCUCAUCUGAGGUUGUUCCGUCCAGCCUAACAAAGACUCACACCUCAGCUGAAGAGUCUCAGUCUGGGAGGACUUUAAGUAACCCAUUCCCAGCACUGCACUCCAGGAAUGACCAGAAUUCUGAAUCUAAGAUCCUGUCUUCUAACCCAGAAAGCAACAGCCAUGUGUCGCCAAGACAAGAACCAAAUACGGUAAUUUCCCCUCUCUUCUUUUGA
This is a messenger RNA of Cyprinodon variegatus (sheepshead minnow), 727 nucleotides long. RefSeq lists its product as uncharacterized. The record is from RefSeq and is a predicted model, not a curated record. Bases 122 to 727 code for a protein of 201 amino acids. The transcript is spliced from 3 exons. NCBI's taxonomy places the organism in Eukaryota, Metazoa, Chordata, Actinopteri, Cyprinodontiformes, Cyprinodontidae.